CUCUCUCUCUCUCUCUCUCCCCCCCCCUCUCUCUCUCUCUUUCUCCCUCUCUCUCUUUCUCUCCCUCUCUCUCUCAUCAUGUUUACAGCCUCGGAGUGUGUUGCAUAUCUGACAUUUCUCUCUCAAACUCCAACCGGCUCUGUUCUCAUCUGGAAGCAGGGAGACAAGAAGAGAAGAGAAGAGAAGAGAAGCUCUCACCUCCUGACCUCACCAGCCCGUCCAGCCUCAGUAACCCUCCUCUCAGCGGGAACAGGCCCGGCAGCCUGACCCAAUUCUCCCCUCUCUUCAUCCAAGCCAGUCAAAAUCUAACCAGCCCCCCCCCCCCCUAUCACCAUGGAGCGCGUGCAGCACAUGACCAAGUCGGCCAUCCGCCGAGCGUCUAUGAUCGAGGUGACCCCGCAGGUCAAGAGGAACCUGCAGGAGCUGUUCGUCAACUUCACCCUGAUCCUCAUCUGUCUGCUCCUCAUCUACAUCAUCGUCCUGCUGAGCAGCUGAGAGACGGAGCCCCAGAGAGAGAGAGAGAGAGAGAGGGUUGACAAGGCUCUGGGUUCGGCUGAUGCUCGGGUCACACUCAUACACACACAUCCGGUUUCUACCAAAAGCAUUAAUGUCCUCCCCCAUUGUAUCAGCCCAACUCUGUCUGAGCAGGGCCAUAGAGAUUAUACGCCUCCAAUUGAAAACAACAAGAGAAGACAGCCUGGACAAUGUCUCCAGUAAUAAUAUGUGUGUAUGAUGCUGAAAUAUCAAUACAGCACUUUUGUCUAACGUCCACUUCCAAUGAUCCCUUGUUGCUUCCUCCUGUUCGACAGUAGAAAGACAUGGAGGCAGAGAUAUUAACUUUCUCUGUUGUUAACAACGUUGAUGAUGCAUGAACUAUGAUUCCCAGGAUGCAUUUCAGUGAAGACAAACAUGACAUCACACAGCAGAGGUCACACUGUUAAGAAAACAUAUUAUUAUAUAACUUAUUAUACAACUCGCAGCUUGUUUUUAGAUAGCAUCAGUACCAUGGGUGUCGUGGAAGUCGGAGCCAUCUGCACAGCCGAACCAAAAAAACAUGAAGCCUGACUUCUCAGAAACAAAGUUGACAGAGUCGGAACUUGUGGCCUUGUCAUGAACCUAUUGAAUCAUCCCGAGGCAGAGUUGUCUGUUGGAAAAAGACGAUAUCAUUAAAAGAGAAUUCGGAACUGGGACACAAAUUAUUAUGAAAUGCAUCCCCUUUAAUUAAAAGCUUUAUAGAAGGCAGAGGGAAAGGGAACUGCUACUUGACCCAUCUGUUGAAUGUACAUUGAGUAAUUUAUAUUUUAAAAAAAAGAUGAUUCAUUUUGAAGUUCUCCAGUAAAUUGAGGAGAGUCAUGCUUAUUUAGAAAUGUCAGCUUAUAUUACACUGAGAAAUCACAUUUGAGUUAAAGACUGAGUGCACCUUACCUACAUGUAUUUCUGAUUCCAGGUCUGUUUAUCCACGAUGAAAACCUCACUCUGCAUGGUGUGAUGUCACUCAACGUUUCCUAUUUAUACCCUCACAGCUCGGUUUCUGCUAUUGAAACUAUUGCUGAGUGACAGUUUGGGGUUUGUAACAGCACGAGUGCCCUGAUUGGUGCAAUGAAGAUGUAGAAAGUGUUCUGUGAAAUCAGAUUCCUGAAUGUGAAGUGCUUUAUGAAAUCCAUAUGGGUCAUUUUGAUCUGUUUAUGUGUGUUUGGAAGAUUGUACCACCGGAUUGUUAAAUGACAAACUAGUGAAUAAACUGCAUGAAGACAAAUGAAAA
Pleuronectes platessa (European plaice) is the source of this 1762-nucleotide messenger RNA. RefSeq names its product phospholamban (gene pln1). Gene Ontology annotation, cellular component: membrane; sarcoplasmic reticulum. The transcript is spliced from 2 exons. Gene Ontology annotation, molecular function: ATPase inhibitor activity. Lineage: Eukaryota; Metazoa; Chordata; Actinopteri; Pleuronectiformes; Pleuronectidae. Bases 334 to 495 code for a protein of 53 amino acids. The record is from RefSeq and is a predicted model, not a curated record. Gene Ontology annotation, biological process: negative regulation of heart rate; negative regulation of calcium ion import into sarcoplasmic reticulum; negative regulation of ATPase-coupled calcium transmembrane transporter activity.